CCCCGGCCAUGCUGCUCUUCUGCGCGGCCUGCGGGAACGUGCUGGUGGCCGAGGAGGGCGCGCGCUGCCACCGCUUCGCCUGCACCACGUGCCCCUACGUCCGCAACGUCACGCGUAAGGUGACCAGCAGGCGCUACCCGAAGCUGAAGGAGGUGGACGACGUGCUCGGGGGGGCCGCCGCCUGGGAGAACGUGGACUCCACCGCCGAACCGUGCCCCAAGUGUGAGCACCCGCGAGCCUACUUCAUGCAGCUGCAGACGCGCUCGGCCGAUGAGCCCAUGACCACCUUCUACAAGUGCUGCAGCCCCCAGUGUGGACACCGCUGGCGGGACUGA
Euleptes europaea (tarantolino) is the source of this 335-nucleotide messenger RNA. RefSeq names its product RNA polymerase III subunit K (gene POLR3K). Gene Ontology annotation, cellular component: RNA polymerase III complex. The transcript is spliced from 3 exons. Lineage: Eukaryota; Metazoa; Chordata; Lepidosauria; Squamata; Sphaerodactylidae. The coding region runs from base 9 to 335 and encodes 108 amino acids. Gene Ontology annotation, biological process: DNA-templated transcription; termination of RNA polymerase III transcription. Gene Ontology annotation, molecular function: zinc ion binding; DNA-directed RNA polymerase activity; nucleic acid binding. The record is from RefSeq and is a predicted model, not a curated record.